Messenger RNA from Trichoderma atroviride IMI 206040, 1589 nucleotides. The record is from RefSeq and is a predicted model, not a curated record. NCBI's taxonomy places the organism in Eukaryota, Fungi, Ascomycota, Sordariomycetes, Hypocreales, Hypocreaceae.
AUGGCACCAUCGCCCAUUGUGCAGGCAACUCUGCAGUCUUCUCUCCUGGCAGCCGUGUCCAACAUUUUGGCGCAGGCCAUUACAGCGUACAAGAACAAUGCAACCGUGACGAUAGACUGGGUGCCCGUCUUUCAGUUUGUCUUGUUUGCGGUGGUGAGCACGCCGCCAAACUUUCUCUGGCAAGACUUUCUCGAAUCAACAUUCCCCGCACAUCCCAGCCCCCCACCAUCCAAAUCCUCAAAAUCAUCUCCAGACUCCAAGGAGAAAAAGGACAAGGAUACAAGCCCCCCCAAACUCUCUCUCACAAACACAAUCAUCAAAUUCGCCCUCGACCAAACCGUCGGCGCCGCCCUCAACACGCUCCUCUUCAGCACCUUUACGCGCUCCCUCCGCCACGCCAUGCUCCACGCCCCGCGCAUCACAAACCUCCCCGCCGCCGCAAAGUACUGGUCCAGCCCCAACGCCGUCGACUUCAGGGUUGUUGAUUUUGCCGUCGUCUGGCAAGAGGCGCAGGCCGAGUUCUGGUCGCUCAUGUUUGCCGCCGCCAAGCUCUGGCCGGCCGUGUCGCUCGUCAACUUUACGCUUGUCAAGUCCGUUCAGGGGAGGAAUCUGGUGGGUGCGCUGGCGGGAGUUGUGUGGGGGGUGUAUGUCUCUUUGGCGAUGGGAGGUUGAGCCGGUGGCUUUGUUGAGGGAGAAUGCAGGUGAGAUGAUGAUGACGAUGGUGAUUUGCCUUUGGGCAGGUCGGUCUUGAUACUGGAUAGGUACCUAGAUUUAGAACGAUAGACGCCGAUAGAAUGGAAAUAGCAAUCUACUCAUCCUGUAUCCUAUUUGCUGUUUCGAAUCAUGGAGCACGUGGAAGAGACGAGAUAGACCUUGUUGACGAGGAUUGACAAGCCGAGCCGGGCCGAGGCCUUUGAAUGUAGAGUCCUCUCGCGGGACUCUGGACUCGUCAUACGCGUCGUCGGCCACGGGGGGUCGCAGAUGCUGGUUCUCGAUAUCGUGGCUGGCCUGGAUUCAUGGAUCCAUCUCAAUCAGUUGAAUGGCGAUGACAUUAUGAUAACUACCCUCUGGGUUUGGUACUCUGGCUCAGGGCACUGAGCAGGCACAGCGUGGAAACAAUGCUCCAAGCAAUACAUGAUGCUUGUGAGUGUUGUAAUGUGGGAGGAGAAGGAGAAAGCAAUAUACUUGCGAGGAUAAAAGUGGAAGAUGGGGAUGGCGAAAGAGUGUAAGAGGCACUAGGAAGAAGAUGUAAACUUACCUUCGCCUUAAUGUCUGACAUGGAACCAAUUUUCUCAGUGGUAGCUUGCAUGUACAAGCUUAUUAAGGCCAAUCCUGGCAGAUUCCGUCAAGCGACGACAAAUCAGGACGAAAGUACAUGGGAAAUCAAUCACGGAGACUGGCUCCGUGCAUAAUUAGUGGUUUAUUUUGCGAACAACACAGUCUACAACUAGCCUCCCUCUUCUUUUCGCCCUGCUUGGGCUGUCGAGGGCAGAGGUGAGGAGAAAUUCGAGAGUUGCUCUUUUGACAUGUGUCUCAAAUCUCGUGCUCGGUCAGUGCAAGAUUGAAAGAUAAAUCCUUGAUAAAUAAGC